AUGUUCAACCGAAUGUCAUCACCACCUGCCAACAGGACCUUCUUUUUGGUCAUGUUAUUGCUGUUGGUGAUUUCCUCUUGUCUCAUCCAUUUUCUCUCUCCAGUCCAAGCAGCAUCAACACGCUCUCGUGAAGUUUCCUACUGGAAGAAGAAUCUCUCACUCCGUGAUGCUCGCAAACUACAUCGUAUCCGAAAUCAAAUGAAACGCACUCGAAGAACUUUGAAAGGCUUGAAAUUGGAAUUGUCAUCUUCCACAAACUCUCAAAGACGUCGUCGACUCAUUAAAAGAUUGAUCAAGAAAAGAAAACAACGAAUGAUCAAGUUGAGAAGAAAAUUGAAAAGACAGUUGAGAAGAGUGGUUCGAAAGGCUUCUUCAAGAAGACGCAAUUCUUCUCCAAAAAGAUCUCAAAGACGUCGAAGAGCCUCUGUCAAAUGUACCAAGAGAAAUCAAAGACUCAGAAAAUGUAAAAAAAUUGCUAAACGAAGAUUGGCAAGACUUGGCAAACAAUUAAGAAGAAGAAUUGCUGCUGCAAGAAGAAGAGCCGCUCGUAGAAAAUGCUCACAAAAGAGACAUCGACGAUCCAGAAAGUGUCAAAGACUUGUUCGUAAAAUUUUACAACGUAGAAGAAGAGAAAGACGUGCUAACAGACGUCGUUCUGCAAUAAAAUGCACCAAGAGAAAUCGAAGACUCAGAAGAUGCAAAAGACAACGAUCUCAAAGAAGACAAUCCAGAGGAAAGAAACCUUUGAGAAGAAUUAUGAGAAAGGUCAGAGCAAGAGCUUUGAGAGAUGCUGCAAGACAACGAAGAGCAUUGUUGAGAAGACUGAGAAGACAACAAAGACGUGCUGCUGCAAGAAGACAACGACGUUCAAGAAAAUGCACCAAGAGAAAUCAAAGAAGAUGUAAAAGACAACGAUCUCAGAGAAGACGUUUCGUUGUUCUUUCAUUUAACAAACGUGCAUUCUUGAGAAAAUUAUUGAGAAGAAAAUCUCAUCGUUAUUAUGGAUUAAGAGGAUUCAAGAGAUAUGCUCGAUUGGUCACCUUGUUGAGAUGGAUCAGAGCAAAGAGAGCUUCUGCCAGUCGUCGGUCUCGUUAUUACAGACUUAAGGAGAGAAGAAUUUUAAGAGGAUUGAGAAUGUUGAAAAAUCGUUUUGCCAAACUUCGUCUCCCAAGAAGAAGAAGAUCUCCAUCAAAGGUCACACGAAUUGUGAUUCAUGGAGUCAAAAAUAAGAAGCAAGUCAGAUUGGUCAUUCCAAAACGUUUGAAGAAUAAGAUCAAGAAGGUUGUUGCCUAUCGUGUCUAA
Molecule: messenger RNA, 1302 nt
Organism: Naegleria fowleri
Lineage: Eukaryota; Heterolobosea; Eutetramitea; Acrasida; Naegleriidae
Exons: 1
Coding region: 1-1302 (433 amino acids)
Source: RefSeq, a predicted model, not a curated record